UAAAAACUAAAUUUUAAAAUUUAAAUAAACUUAUACUGACGUGGCUUAUCUUCCUCUUGCUCUUUUAAAGUAACCCUUGACUCUGCUCAUUCCAUAAACAUCUCUCAUCUCUCUCACCAAACAUAAAAAAAGACUUCUCUUUUUUUUUUUGCUUCUUCUUCUUCGUUUUCCGGUGAAACCAAGUCCGGUUUCUGGUUAUCUGGUGAAUAUACCUACCAACGGUACUUGGGUCGAGGUGAAUGGUACAAAAUCUUAUAUCGGACGAGUCAUUUUCUUCUACAACCAUGGUUAUGCAGGAACAUUGUGAGAGCUUAUGCGACAGAGCUUCGGAUGAGCUUAUUAUCUCUUCCACAGAUGCCUUUUGUCUCAAGACAAGAAAGCCUUACACGAUCACUAAACAAAGAGAGAAGUGGACAGAAGCAGAGCAUGAAAAGUUUGUAGAAGCUUUAAAACUCUAUGGCAGAGCUUGGAGACGAAUCGAAGAACAUGUUGGAACAAAGACUGCGGUUCAGAUUCGAAGCCAUGCUCAGAAGUUCUUUACUAAGGUUGCUCGUGAUUGCGGUGUUACCUCUGAGAAAUCCAUUGAGAUCCCGCCUCCACGGCCGAAAAGAAAGCCGAUGCAUCCAUACCCUAGAAAGCUAGUGAUUCCAGAUGCAAAAGAGAUGGCAUACGCCGGCAAGCUGGUUCCGGAUGAAGAUAGCCGAUCGCCAACAUCGGUUUUAUCAGCUCAUGGCUCAGAUGGCUUAGGUUCCAUUGGUUCAAAUUCGCCUAAUUCUUCUUCAGCUGAUUACCAGGUGCAUGAGUUAUCAUCUCACACUGAGGAAUCAUUGUCUCCUGAAGCUGAGACCAAACAACAAAGUCUCAAGCUGUUUGGAAAGACUUUUGUAGUUGGUGAUUACAACUCUUGGACAAGCUCUAAUGAUUCAGAAGAUGUUAAGAAGAAGUCAGACUUAGAAACGCAGUCUGUCCGAUGCACUUCUUCUUCGUCUUCUUCAUCAGAAAAUGCUGAAACGGAAUUGACACAACAGGUAGUUGUAGUAGUAGUAUCGGAGGAGUUUAAAAGAAGCGAGAGAUCAGCAUUUUCUCAGUUGAAAUCGUCUGCGAUUGCGAUGAAGAAUAUGAAAGGGUUCAUGCCUUACAAAAAAAGGAUGAAGGUGGAAGGAAACACUAACAGUUUAGUGAAAACGUCAUAUCCUAUAUGGUGAGGUGGUUUGUGUAAAGCUUUUCUUAAAGUCAGUUUGUGAAAGUCUUUUUGAUCUCAACUACAGUCUACAGAUCAUGUGUAUAAAAUUUGUCAAGAGAGCUAGGGACAGUCAUCUUGUUUGGGGUUUCAUUCGUAAGAAAAGUCCAAAGUUCCCAAGUAUUUUAUGUAACCAGUAUGAAAUUGAUGUAUCUAAUAGUCAACUUUUCUCUAAGUUAAAAAAAAAAAAAAUCAAAUCUUCCAUGUACU
Brassica napus (rape) is the source of this 1450-nucleotide messenger RNA. Its product is annotated as protein REVEILLE 2. Lineage: Eukaryota; Viridiplantae; Streptophyta; Magnoliopsida; Brassicales; Brassicaceae. The record is from RefSeq and is a predicted model, not a curated record. Bases 240 to 1205 code for a protein of 321 amino acids. Gene Ontology annotation, molecular function: DNA binding. The transcript has 5 exons.